UAUUAUUUUUUUGAGCUAUCAAUUUGAUCAAGUGGUACAUCAACGUGUCUAAAUAAAGCACGAGUUUUAUGUUCUUAAAUAAAUAGUAAAUAAUAUAAAUUAUAAAAUGGAUUCAUUCGUAAUUGAUACAAAAGGAUCAACUAGUUUAUUAUCACAAAAUCAAGCAGUUGAUGAUGAUGAUGAUGACUUUGAUUUUGAGGCAAUGGAACUUAAUCCAAAUAAAAUCAGGAUUCCACGUCCACGAAAAGUUGUGCCUAAAGAAAAAGUUGUGUCUGGAAAAGAUUUUGACUUGGAGCAAUUUGAGAUUGAUAUGGGUUGGAAAAGUAAAAGAGGAAAUUCUAAAAAAAAAGUAGAAGAACGUGCCAUGAAUGUUUUUAAUAUUAUAGAUGAAGUAAAGCCAGUUGAUGAAGUAUUAGAAAAAUCAGCAAUUAAACCAGGCUUUGAAACACUUCUUCGUGUUCCACGUUAUGAUGUCAGUAAACGACAACAAGUUGCUAAAAAUAGACAUGAUCGUGAAAAAACAGCUGGUAAAAAAUGGUUUAAUUUACCAAAAACUGAAAUGACUGAUGAUGUUAAACAUGAUCUUGAAAUUAUUAAAAUGAGAUCAGUAUUAGAUCCAAAACAUUUUUAUAAAAAGAAUGAUAGAAGUGGUUUUCCAAAAUAUUUCCAAGUUGGUAAAGUUGUGGAUUCACCAGUUGAAUAUUACAAUGGUAGAUUAACUAAAAAACAAAGAAAAAAUACAAUUGUUGAAGAACUCAUGGCUAAUGCUGAAUUUUCAAAAUAUAAUAAACGAAAAUAUAAUGAAAUUGUUAGUGAAAAACAAAAGACACAUCACAAAGCACAUAAACGUGCUAAAAAACUUAAAGCAAAAAGAAGAUAAAAUUAAUUAAUCUAAUAAAUUUUAAAAUUAUAAAUUACAAGCUUGCUAAACAAUUUUUUUUUUUUCUUUUUAUGAUUUAUUUAAUUUCUUUAGGAUUUUUAAUAUUGUUUUGUAAUUUUUUUUAAAUAAAUUAUAAUGACAAUAUUCAUAAAAUAAAUA
Molecule: messenger RNA, 1039 nt
Organism: Aphidius gifuensis
Lineage: Eukaryota; Metazoa; Arthropoda; Insecta; Hymenoptera; Braconidae
Product: deoxynucleotidyltransferase terminal-interacting protein 2
Exons: 2
Coding region: 107-880 (257 amino acids)
Biological process (GO): RNA processing
Cellular component (GO): nucleolus
Molecular function (GO): RNA binding
Source: RefSeq, a predicted model, not a curated record